Cyprinus carpio (common carp) is the source of this 731-nucleotide messenger RNA. RefSeq names its product ATP-dependent RNA helicase DHX30-like. NCBI's taxonomy places the organism in Eukaryota, Metazoa, Chordata, Actinopteri, Cypriniformes, Cyprinidae. The transcript has 3 exons. Bases 39 to 473 code for a protein of 144 amino acids. The record is from RefSeq and is a predicted model, not a curated record.
CUUCACGUGAUUGCUUGCUCUGGUCUCAAACAGGCCUGAUGCAGCAGUUCAGUGAGAAUCUGUGUGAAGCUGGACUUCUGGAGGGUUCUGCUGAAGGUCUGCGUCUGUCGUCUCGUCUGAAUCUACACAGUCAUCAGGAGCAGCUGGUCAAAGCCAUGCUGAUCGCCGGACUCUACCCUCACCUCAUACAGGUGAAAAGAGGCACAGUGACCAAAAGAUUUCGUCCGGAGAAUCUGUCGUAUCGUACGGAAAGCAGCCCUGUGCUUCUGCACCGCUCCUCUGUCAACCGAGGAAAUCCGGAUCUGUCGAGUCGCUGGCUCACCUUCUUCUCGGCGGUCAAAUCAAGCGGUCAGGCGUUCAUCAGAGACUCUUCGGUGGUUCAUCCGCUGGCGCUGCUGCUCCUCACAGACUGUGACCUCAGCGAGAGAGGUCAAGCCCUUAAUCUCAGCACUAGUGCUCAUUUAGUGAAGUAAAACUAUAGAGAAAAAUAUUUGUUGACAAAUCAAUAACUGAGAUGAGAUACAGACAACACUGAAAUCAUUAAACACUAACUGUUACUAUAUCCAACAUUCAAUAUCAUUGAAGAAAAAAGAUGACUAAAAUGUACUUUAAAAAAUAACUUUCUACAUCUAAAAUUUCUCUAAAGGAGGUAAAAAAUGGACCUCCACAAGUUUAUGCUUGCGGUUGCCAGAUAUCAUCCAUUUAAACCCCCCACUCACUCAGAGCUUCUC